CUGACCCCCACAAACCUGAAAAGAGGAAGCUUAAUUGGCCAGCCACCUAGCUCUGCCUGUGUUACAUUGAGGAGGAGCUGCUUAGGAGAAGAUGAAGCCCUUGUCCCUGUUAAUAGAGAUAUUGAUAAUUCUUGGGGUCACAAUUAAAAAUAUUGAGGCAGAAAAACAUAAUAAAAACCAAAAAGAAAGAAAUGUCACCACACAGGUAUCAAUGAAUGAAAUCAAACAAUUUUUAUCGCAUACAUUGGAACAAAGAAAAUUGAAUAAAGUAAUCAAUAAAAGAGAAACUCUCUUAGGAAAAAAGAAGAAUCAACGUAAAUUAAGAAUAAAAGGAAUUCAAAAUAAAGAUCUUUUGAAAAGAAAUAAAAGUCAUUCAAAAAAGCCAGCAAAGAAAAAUUUCACAGAUGAAGGAGAUCAGCUUUUUAAGAUGGCCAUCAAGAUUCUCCAGCAGUCUAGAAACCAAAAACAAAAAGAAGAAGCCUACAUACUGUUUGCCAAAGCAGCUGACAUGGGAAAUUUGAAAGCUAUGGAGAAAAUGGCUGAUGCUUUGCUAUUUGGAAAUGUUGGCACGCAAAACAUAACAGCAGCUAUCCAAUUAUAUGAGUCCUUGGCUAAAGAAGGAUCCUAUAAAGCCCAAAACGCAUUAGGAUUUUUGUCUUCUUAUGGAAUAGGAAUGGAAUACAAUCAAGCCAAGGCACUGAUAUAUUACACCUUUGGAAGUGCUGGAGGAAGCAUGAUGUCCCAGAUGAUUUUGGGGUACAGAUAUUUGUCAGGAAUCAAUGUUCUACAGAAUUGUGAAGUUGCGCUAAAUCAUUACAAGAAAGUGGCAGAUUAUAUUGCUGACAAAUUGGAAAAAAGUGAAGGUAUUCCAGUGGAAAAAGUGAGACUAACUGAGAGACCUGAAAAUCUGAGUUCUAACAGUGAGAUUUUGGAUUGGGACAUAUACCAAUACUAUAAAUUUUUGGCAGAAAGAGGAGAUGUUCAGCUACAAGUAUCUCUUGGACAAUUACAUCUCAUUGGGAGAAAAGGUCUAGAUCAGGAUUACUACAAAGCAUUAUAUUACUUCUUAAAGGCAGCAAAGGCCGGGAGUGCAAAUGCCAUGGCAUUUAUAGGAAAGAUGUAUUUAGAGGGUAAUGCUGCAGCACCACAAAGUAAUGCUACUGCCUUCAAGUACUUUUCCAUGGCAGCCAACAAGGGCAAUGCAAUUGGUCUUCAUGGGCUCGGUCUUCUUUACUUUUAUGGGAAAGGAGUUCCCGUGAACUAUGCUGAAGCACUUAAAUACUUUCAGAAAGCUGCAGAGAAAGGAUGGCCUAAUGCACAGUUUCAGUUAGGAUUCAUGUACUACUCUGGCUCUGGAGUAUGGAAGGACUAUAAACUUGCCUUCAAAUAUUUUUACUUGGCAUCUCAGAGUGGGCAGCCCCUCGCCAUUUAUUAUCUGGCCGAGAUGUAUGCAACAGGAACAGGAGUGUUAAGAUCGUGCAGAACUGCUGUGGAGCUUUAUAAAGGUGUCUGUGAACUAGGCCACUGGGCUGAGAAAUUCCUGACAGCAUACUUUGCCUAUAAGGAUGGUGAUAUAGAUUCUUCUCUUGUUCAGUAUGCACUACUUGCAGAAAUGGGGUAUGAAGUAGCCCAAAGCAAUUCAGCAUUCAUUUUGGAAUCUAAAAAGGCUAAAAUUCUUGAAAAAGAGAAGAUGUACCCAAUGGCACUUCUCCUAUGGAAUCGAGCUGCCAUUCAAGGCAAUGCGUUCGCUAGAGUAAAAAUUGGAGAUUACCAUUACUAUGGCUACGGGACUAAGAAAGACUAUCAAACAGCAGCUACACAUUACAGCAUUGCAGCUGACAAAUACCACAAUGCACAAGCCAUGUUCAAUCUGGCCUACAUGUAUGAACACGGUUUAGGUAUUGCAAAGGACAUUCACUUGGCCAGGAGAUUAUAUGAUAUGGCUGCUCAAACAAGUCCAGAUGCUCGCAUACCCGUGUUCUUUGCCCUCAUGAGACUGGAAACUGUGCAUUUGCUCCAAGAUAUCCUGUUUUUUAAUCAGUUUACAAUGAGACGGAAAUGGAAGAAAUUGGACAACACCCUUGGACCGUACUGGGAUUUAUUUGUGAUUGGCCUAAUUGUUGCUAUGCUGAUCUUCUUGCUUAGAAAUCGCUACCGGUAGGAUCUGGAUAAGGAAAACCAGUUCACUCUGAGGUAUCCUCACUAAAUAAAGAACUUCCUUGUCAAACUCAAGAGUCUACUGAAGAUUUCCCACACAGGCCUGUGAUGAAAAAUGGACAAAGCUUGGGAUCUAUCCUCUGAGAAACAAUUUCAGGCUUCCUGCUUGGUUGAAGUGACCACUAGGGUAGGGGGUGGGAUGCUGGAGACUCGUCACUUAAGACUUCCUUACAAACCUGCCAUCUUGGUGAGCUGGUAUUGACAUAGAGAUAAAGACCACCCAUUUUCAUAUUGUUAUAACAACUUCCCCCCUUUCCAGAGGAUAAAUGGGUUUCUGGGUUCCUACAGACACACUGAGGUAGGAAAAGGGAGUUUGGGGAGGGCAAGAACACAGAUCUCUUGGCAUUGGAGAAAGACCCAGAUUACGAAUGGACUUCAUCUUGUGGGAAUGCUCCUAUAAACCACACUGUAGUGCUAAUGAGCAGAAGAAGCUCCUUAUGGCAUGCUGUGCCAGAGGGACUGACUUGGACUCCUCACUGAGGUGCAUUUUAUCAAAGCUCCUUUAGUAGUUGUAUAGUGAACAACGCCAUUUGGGGUCUGACCAGCACUGUACUCCUCUCCUCCAUCCCUUACUGGAACCCUGUUCUACCUAGGAAAUCCCCUUUGAGGUACCCAUAGAAGGAGAUGGUACCAGCCUUCUGGGACAGAAGCUAAAGGGCCCAGUUCUGUCUCCCUUGAUAGGCAAAGCAGGGACUCAGGGCUGGGGGGCAGGGGUAGGUAUGGAGCGUGCAGGAGGCCCACGACUUAUGUCAAGACCCAGCUUGAAUUCCAGCUUCACAGCUCUAGCUAUUUGAUCUCUCUGAACCUCAGUUUCCUGAUCUGCACCAUGGGAAGAAUAAUACCUAUUUGAGAGAGACAGUGUGAGGAUUAAAUGGGAUAAUGUAUGUAAAGGGACUAGCACAGGACCUAGCAUCUGGAAUGAACUCCAUAAAUGGUAACUCUUAUUACCUCUUAAAAACUCACGGCAAAUUGUUUGGAAUAUGGGGACAGCUGUGUUGAUAAUAAUCGGGGUGGUUGUAGUGCCCUACAGUCAGUUCUCCAGCCAAAAUGCUGGGUGUUUUCGUAGGAAGAGAUCAUGCUUGCCUAUCUGAAAAUCCAACCCAGGUCCAGAAAAAGAGUUAAUUAAUAGGAUUGAUCAUAAUCAGAAAGCAGAAUGAAAUGGUGGGGAGCACUGGAUUUGGAACCAAACAAUCUGAAUUUGAGGUCCAGCCCUGUCCCUUAGUAGCUUUAUGACUUUGGGCAUAAUUUCUCCAAACCUCAGUUUUCCCUCCAUAAAAUGAGAUUAAUUCCUACCUCACAGGAGAAGUGUGAGGUUUAAAUAAGUGUAACUUCAAAAGUGCUUUAUAGACACUGUACGUACACAUAGUAGCCACAGUCACUUAUUUGGCCAUGAACUGAUCCAGGCCUGUCCGAGGUCCAAGUGUUUAGAAUUUCCUGGACAUGGUUCCUGAGUUACUAGAUAGCUCCAGUUCCAAAGGAUCCAGCCUAAUUUACACAAAUGUACAAGGAAGGAGCAGGCGUCCAAACCUCAGGUCAGAGCCUAAUGGACAGGCUGGAUGUGCGAUUAUCUCUCACAGGUGUCUGAGACAGGGAUAAGAGCAAAGGGGAGUGUGGAAGGCAAAGCAGGUGAGUCCCGGCCCCAGGUCUGAAUGGAAGAUGAGCUCCUUAGAGGUAAAGCUUGUGAAAAUAGCUGCAGACAGUGAAGAAAGGGCGACUUUUUGUGGCUUGGUGUCUAGACUAGAACAUUGCCUGAAAUAUGGGAGCAAGGGGAGCAAUUGCUCAUAAAUUUCCUGUUUCAGCUAAUUGUUCCAAGUAAACGUGAGCAAAGGCUUUGAAAGCACAAGCAGUUUGGAUUGCAUGAAUCAUUCAAAUGUCCGUGUCUGGGCCUCUUCUCCGGAGCCUCCUCUGUAGCAGUUCCCAGAGCCACGGUGCAUGGAUAGGCACCUGCAGCACCUGGGCAGCUUUGGGAUGGCUGACCAAGGGAGAAAGGCCUUCCGCCUGCAGGCCACUUCUACUUUCUGGAUAUGACAGUCCCACCCUCUCCACGGGCACAGAGGGCCCCUAUUAUUUUUCCUGCUUCUGAUACCUUUAAAUAAAAAUGGAUAGCCUGUGGACUAUAAGAGAGCUUUUUUAAAAAUCUAAUUCUCUUUGUAACUCCCUUUUCCUCUGUAUUUCCUUCCCAGAUUCUUUAUUAAAGUGGAGCUGCUAUUCAAGUCAGUACAUUUUUUGAAAGUCAAAUCAAGUAAAUAAUUUUUUUUCUAGAGCAGUUGUCCACAGUCAUUUUAUGAGGAAUAUGCUUUCGGAAUUUUGUGCUUUUCCCCAAAGUCUUAAAAGGUGGGUUUUAACAGGUAUAGCCGGUAUGGGAAUCCCAGAAAGCUGUAGAGAAGAGGGUGUGGUGAGGCUGAGAAGGGGAGAAAGGAACGCUAUGGAACAUCUGCCACGUGCCAGACUUUUUUUUCUAAUUCCCUCUUCACAAUGAGGCCGGGAGGUAGACAUAACUCCCUCUAUUUCACACAGGAGGAAACUGAGACUAGGACAAGCUGGUAACUUGUUAAGAAAAGACCAUAUGAUAAUGUGAUCCCAUAAUAAUAAAUAAUAAAGCUAGAAUUUGAGUCCAGAUCUGACUCCAAAAUACAUUCUUUCCUUUAUAUUGCUGCUCCAGUUAUCUCUUGCUGCUUUAACAAACUGCUCCAAAUCUUAGCGGCUUAAAACAACAAUCAUUUUGUUAUAUCUCAGGAAUUCGGGCAGGGUGUGGUUGUGUGAUUCUUCUGUUUCACGUGGCAUCCACAGAGGGCACUCGUUGGUGUUCAGGUGGACCCGCUGUUCUGGAGAGUCCAAGACAGUGUUAUUCACAUCCCUGGCACCUUGGCAGGGAUGACUGAAAGGCUGGGCCCAGCUGUGAGUAUUGACCAGAAUGCCUACAAGUCACAUGUGACUUCAGCACGACGGACAGAGCAGUGGGACUUUUUUACACAGCAGCUCAGGACUCCCAGAAAGAGUGUUCACAGAGAUGCAGACAGAAGCCAUAGGUUUCCCAAGACUCAGCCUCAAAGGUUCUAGAAUAUUACUUCUGCCACCUUCUAUUGGUCAAGCAUAGACUCCACCUCUCAUGGGAGGAGUAGCAAAAAAUUUGAAGCCAUAACUAGAAAUACACUGUUUAAAAAUCUACCAAGGACUAAAUAAUUUCCAGUACAGAAAUUGGCAGGAGAAAAAUGCAGCCCAGACACUGAGCUGCUUACUUUGGAAAACAAGGGCUGGACAGACUAGCUCUCUUUGUCCUGGCUCUCUAUUUUCCCAUCUUUCAGAAUGAGGAAAUCCAGAGGCCUCUGAUGGUAGCUGGAGGGAGGAAAAGAUAUUCUUCUCUCUUCCUCAGCCAAGCACACACAUGCACACACACACAGUUGAAGAAUGCUCACUUCUUUCUCUGCUCUGAGCUCAAGUGACAUGCGCUAGGAGGUGCAGAGUCCCAGGAUGAUCGGGACUAUCCCCUGGCACACCGUAGCUGCAGGCUCCACCCUGUGUCUCAGGACUCACACCUUUGCACUCAUCAGGCAAGAGACACGUACCCCAGGCCUCUAUGCUCCUGCCCAUCCUCGUUCAUUUUCCCUUCCCAGGCCCAAGUCCCUGUAAGCCCAUCGCCUCUGCCUCACCCUCUG
Equus caballus (horse) is the source of this 5873-nucleotide messenger RNA. It is a transcript of the gene SEL1L2, whose product is annotated as SEL1L2 adaptor subunit of ERAD E3 ubiquitin ligase. Gene Ontology annotation, biological process: ERAD pathway. The record is from RefSeq and is a predicted model, not a curated record. Gene Ontology annotation, molecular function: protein binding. Lineage: Eukaryota; Metazoa; Chordata; Mammalia; Perissodactyla; Equidae. Gene Ontology annotation, cellular component: endoplasmic reticulum membrane.